AUGCCUGUUGUUAAGCUGACAACCGAUGAGAGAAAGACGCUUGUUGAGCCAUUGAAAAAUAACGAAUGGGAAUUGGUUGAUGGGAGAGACGCCAUCAAAAAGAAAUUCGAGUUCAAGGAUUUCAAUGAGGCUUUUGGAUUUAUGACUCGAAUUGCAUUGCAAGCUGAUAAGGUUGACCAUCAUCCAGAGUGGUUUAAUGUAUACAAUAACGUUGAAAUUACUCUUGCAACGCAUGAAUGUCAAGGACUGUCUAUGAGAGACGUGGAUUUGGCCAACUUCAUUGACAACAUAUACAAGAGACAUUAA
Molecule: messenger RNA, 306 nt
Organism: Paraglomus brasilianum
Lineage: Eukaryota; Fungi; Glomeromycota; Glomeromycetes; Paraglomerales; Paraglomeraceae
Source: the annotation of a GenBank genome assembly